Helobdella robusta is the source of this 4086-nucleotide messenger RNA. RefSeq lists its product as hypothetical. The transcript has 10 exons. Gene Ontology annotation, cellular component: cytoplasm; actin cytoskeleton. The record is from RefSeq and is a predicted model, not a curated record. Gene Ontology annotation, molecular function: protein-macromolecule adaptor activity; actin filament binding. Bases 350 to 1924 code for a protein of 524 amino acids. NCBI's taxonomy places the organism in Eukaryota, Metazoa, Annelida, Clitellata, Rhynchobdellida, Glossiphoniidae. Gene Ontology annotation, biological process: establishment or maintenance of cell polarity; cell migration; actin filament bundle assembly.
CUUUUGUUCAUACAAAUUUAUGCGUUUGUAGAGCUGUAGAGUUUGUCUUUUCAUUUAUUUAUUUAUGUUCUUGUUGUUAAUUUUAAAAUUAAUUUAGUUAUUUUUAUUUGUUUCAUUUUUCUGACGAUAGUAUUAUUAAUUAUUUUUAUUUUCAGUAUUAGUAUUUUACUAUUUUACUGGUUUGCAUUUGAUUAGAUACCUGAGGUUUGAAGUGUUUUGUUGCAACAUUCGAACAUUUUUAUUUUGUUGAACGCUCGCAAACUCUUCCAAACAAACUUAAUUUAUUUUCAAAUACAUAAAAAAAUAUUAAAAACACAAAAAUUUGUGACGCUGAUUUGACAAUCAAUCAAUGAACAUGAACGGAUUCAAAAACAACAACGGGGAAGGCGAAACUAACGGAACCUCAGUUCACCCUAACCCGCAUCAACAUUACCUUCAAUGGAAGGUUGGACUGGUCAACAAUUCAUGCAAAUAUCUGACCGCUGAAACUUUCGGCUUUAAGAUCAAUGUCUCAGGAGUGAGUCUGCGUAAAAAGCAGAUCUGGUCAAUAGAACACGACCCUGUUGAAGACGAUACGGUGUACAUCAGGAGCCAUCUGGGCAGGUACAUGAGUGGGGACAAGAGAGGGACUGCCACGUGUGAGAGCGAGGAGACUGCGGAUGCUGAGAAGUUUUCAAUUCAGUAUCACCCAGAUGGGUCCGGCCAGUGGGCUUUCAAGAACAAAAGUACUGGAUACUUUCUUGGAGGCACCGAUGUCGAAGUGAGAUGUUACGAAAAGCAACCAGGUAGGUCGGAAUGGUGGACGGUCCAUCUGGCCAUCCACCCCCAGGUGAACUUGAGAAAUCUCAACCGUCAAAAGUUUGUAAGUUUGGAAGGGGAGCCUGGUUCUGAAUCUCUUCGCGUGGCUUCCGUCAUACCCUGGGGCCCAAAAUCUUUGAUCACUUUGGAGUUUCACGAGGGUAGGUAUCGGGUGAGGUCAUUUGAUGAUAGGUACCUCUGCAAGGAUGGAAGUUUGACCAACAAACCUGACGCCGACGGUGAGAACACCUCCUUUGGUCUGGAAAUCAGAUCUGGUCAGUUUUCCGGAUUGGCUCUGAGGGACAAGAGUGGGAAGUGUUUGAGUGGAGUUGGAAGGGAUGCCAUAUUGCAAGCCAAAAACAAAAACGUUGGAAAGGAUGAGUUGUUCACCUUGGUGGAUGUUCACCCGCAGGUCACUAUCACCGCUCACAAUGGAAAGAUGGUCUCCAUACGUCAAGGCGUGGACCCGACGGCCAACCAGGAUGACGAAGUGACGGACAAGGAAAUGUUCCAGGUGGAAUACGAUAAGGCAUCCUCCAUGUGGAACCUCCUCACGUCUGACAACAAAUUCUGGAGUGUUGAAGCUGGUAGUGGGAUUCAGGCUUCAUCUGCUGUCAAGUCUCCCAAAGGCCUCUUCCAACUAGUCUGGCACGACGAUGGUAGAGUGUCCAUUAGGUCAGCAGCUACCGGAAAACACGUGACCUCACGCAUGAACGGAAGUUUGUUUGCCACUGUCGACGAGCCGUCGGAUAAGGAGAAGUUUAUUCUGACGAUCCUGAACAAACCUCGUCUCGUUUUGAAGGGCGAAUACGGAUUUGUCGGGUUCAAAUCCGGAUCGAGAUUCGAGUGCAACAGAACACUCUUUGAUGCCAUACAACUUGUCCAUCAGGAGGGCAAGCAGCCAUUUUAUUUCAUGAAAGGACCAAACGACAAGUACUGCCAAAUAGACCAGGAGGGUAACUUGGUAUCGGAUAGCAACACCCCCACCCCUUUCCUUCUCGAACUUCGCGACCAAUCCAGACUGACCAUCAGAGCCCCCAACGGCAACUACUUGGUGGGUGAGCAGAACGGGCUCAUACUCGCCAAGGCAGCCAGCAUUGAGAAAGCCACGCUUUGGGAAUAUUAACAUGUUUUUUUAAUUAUAUAUUCUGGUAUAAUUAAUAAUUUUUUUAUUUUAUUAUUUAUUAUCUUUAAUUAUUACUUUUAUUUGGUAAUUAAUUUUAUUUUAAUUUAUCGAAUGAAAGUUGAAAAAAGUGAUAUUAUAUAAAAAAAACAGUUAAUUAAACAAAUGAUUACAAAUAAUUAAUCAAUUAACUAACUAACUAAUUGAUAAAUUAAUUAAUUGAUCGCUGCAUUAAUUGUUAAUUUGUCUUGGUUAGCGGAAUUACAUUGUAAUGAAAAUUAUUUUGUGUAAUGGUUCGUUGUUAUUGAUAUUUUUAUCAUCAGUGGUGGAUCCAGAAUCUUCAAUAUUUCUUCUUCUUCUUCUUUUUCUUCUUCUUCUUCUUAUUAUUAUUAUCAUCAACACCAUUAUUAUUCCAUUAUUAUUGUUACUAUUAUACUAAUUUCAUUUCAUCUCUUCGGUCAUGAUUUUGAUCAUCAGUGUUAUCGUCUAACAGGGAAAUUUGAUUAUAUUUUUUAUAAAACCAAAACUUACCAACUUCGCCAUCGUACUUAUUAGUCAGACGUGUGAUCACAUCAUCAGCAUCUUUGAAUCAGUGAUUCUCUUGUAACUCCAUUACACGUGCGUGAUAGCAUGGAUUUCUUUGCUUUUGAACGUGCUCUCUUCUACAGCAGACUCAAGCACCUUAACCAUUAUACUACCUCAAUUCACUGUUAGCAUUAUGCUCGCCACCAGGACCAUAAAUUUGUUUCUCAUUCGUGUUUUGGUGUGAUAGCGUAACGGUUAAGGUGGUUGGCUCUGCUGUUGUCGCCAGUGACCGCAUUCGAAUGCAAAUAGACCCCUGUCUAUCGCAUGCAAUGUGUGUGUGUGUGCGUGCGUGUGCGUGUGUGUGUGUGUGUGCGUGCGUGUGUGUGUGUGUCAUCACCUUCAUCACAUGUUUUCUCAGUAUAAGCAUUGUGUCUUUUGUAUGAGCAAAUAAUAAAAAUAUGCGCGUUUUAACAAUAAUAAAAUAAUAGUAAUAAUAAUAAUAUAAUAAUAACAAUAAUAAUAUUAUCAACCCAGAGCUGCGAAGAGAGGUCUGUAAUAUCCAGCCUAAAUGCUUGAUUUUGUUGUUAUGUUAAUUUGUCGUUAUUAUUAAUAUUAUUAUUGUUGUUGUUGUUAUACUGAGGGUGAUGUUAAUGUCAUACGUUGUUGUUGUUGUGUUAUAUAGGGAUGGUUUUUAUUGACGCUGACGUGUUAGUGGUUAUUUUGACGUGGUGUGUUGUUGCUGAUGUUGUUGUUGUUGGGACGUUUUUAUUCUCCGAGGUUGUUUGUAUUAGCAAUGCAGAUGAGAUUGUGUGUGUGUGUGUGUAUGUAUGUGUCUGUGUGUGUGUGACCUUGUUUGUUUUAGCAACGCAGAUGAGAUUGAGUGUGUGUGAGCGCGUGCGUGUGUGUGUGUGUGUUUCUAUGUGUGAUUGUUUGAUUUGCAUAAUAACUGCGUUGUCCUAAUAUAACAUCAGUAAUUGCGACAACAUUGUCCGUAUUGUUCAUUUUUACGGACUUCUAUAUACAAAUAAUAAUACCGUGUAUGUAUGUGUGUACUCAAAUUGUUGUUGUAGUUGUUGUUGUUGUUGUGAUGAUUUACUAGAGAACACAAGUAUCGCUUGUAUAAUAAUGUUUCAUUAUAUAUGAUUCCGGGGUAGUUUUGAAUAUAUAUAUAUGUAUGUUAUUGUAUGCAUGUAGCUAUCUAAAUCCAAAUCUAUUUAUCCUAACCCCAAUCUUUGUAUCUUAAUCGAUGUAUCUUAAUCCUGAUCUGUGUAUCUUAAUCCCUAUCUGUGUAUCUUGAUCCCAAUCUAUGCAUCCAAAUCUAUAUAUCCCAAUCUAUGUAUCCCAAUAAUAAUCUAUAUACCCCCAUCUAUGUAUCCUCUGGUUGUAUGCACUGUGAAGUCACAUGCAUUUUUUUCCUUGUGUCUGUACUUACAAAAGAAUGUUGAUUGAAGGUUAAGCUUUCAGGGCUAUAGUUCAAUUCUUACACUAAUUUGUACUCAUUGUAACAGCAAUUGAAGAAGAUGUGAGUGUUAUUCAAUUUAUAAGAAUUAUCGUUUCGAAGCAUCAAAUCACAUUUUAAUCAACAACUUUUACUACAAUUUUAGCAGUGUACAAUGUGAAAAUAAAAUUAUAGUAAAAGA